UUACCGUACAACGGCAUUUGUUAAUCUUCAUCAGAACGAAUUUCGAAAUCUGUCGUGCCUCGUUCGUACUUCGCGAUCUUGUCUGGAAAUUGAGUACUGCUGCAAGUAAGUGGAGUACUCCAAUACUGACAGAAUUCCACAAUCUAAAUGUCUGGUCGAGAAGGAGGUAAGAAGAAACCCUUGAAGGCACCAAAGAAGGAAAGCAAAGUUUUGGAUGAUGAGGAUGUAGCCUUUAAACAAAAGCAAAAGGAAGCACAGAAAGCUUUGGCUGAGGCAGCAAAGAAAGCCAGUCAAAAAGGACCUCUGGUCACCGGCGGCAUAAAAAAAUCUGGGAAAAAAUGAUCGUAGUAAUAGAUAAAAUAUGUGAUCUACUGUGCCCAUAAAUGUUCCAAUUGUAACAAUGAUUUUGAACU
Acromyrmex echinatior (Panamanian leafcutter ant) is the source of this 413-nucleotide messenger RNA. Its product is annotated as translation machinery-associated protein 7 homolog. Lineage: Eukaryota; Metazoa; Arthropoda; Insecta; Hymenoptera; Formicidae. The record is from RefSeq and is a predicted model, not a curated record.